AUGAUGCUGCUGCUGCAGCAGCACGCUUCUCCUCCCCCGCAUGCAAGCCGUUGCGCAGCAGCAGCCCUCUACUACCAGCAGCAACACCAACAGCAACAGCAGCAGCAGCAAAGACAGCAGCAGCAGCAGCAGCAACAGCAGCAGCAGCAGCAGCAGCAGCAGCAGAAGAGAGAACACUUGCUGCAUGCAGGCGAGCAGCAAACAAGCUGGAGAGAAGAAUGA
Messenger RNA from Eimeria mitis, 222 nucleotides. RefSeq lists its product as uncharacterized. The coding region runs from base 1 to 222 and encodes 73 amino acids. NCBI's taxonomy places the organism in Eukaryota, Apicomplexa, Conoidasida, Eucoccidiorida, Eimeriidae. The transcript has 2 exons. The record is from RefSeq and is a predicted model, not a curated record.